CCCCCAGCUACAAGCCCUUGGUCCCUUGGUUGGUCUGUCCUUCGGAAAGCGACCCCUGCCCAUCAGUCCCCACUGGGCCUGCCAGCCGCGCCUCUGCUCUUCUCCGCUGACUCCGCCCUGCGUCUGUAGGACCCGCCUCGCGUCUGAGCUGACCCUCUGCGCGUCUGCCAGUCAGUCCCUCCGGACCUGCCGCCAGCCUCAGGCUGCAGAAAUCUCCGCGCCUCACUCGGUCCGUACCCAGUGGGCAUCUUGGGUAUCUGGGCGGUCUCCGGUUCCCCGCGCGUUUGUACGUCUGUCUCUCUGAUCCGCUGCCUGCAGCCUGCCUGCUGUCCCAGCACACCAAAUGUCCAGUGUGCCCUUUUGCUGACGCUGAGUGCGGAGCGGCCUUUUACCUCAACAGUGAUUCUGAGUCUGCUUUUCGCUUCCCUUCGGCUGCCUUCGCUUUUUCUGUUCCUGAACAGCUUUUUGGCCCAUAGAUUAGAGAAAGCAGCCCUUUUCUCUCCUCGGAAAGCCUCCUGUGUUCAGAGAGAUGGGGAGUGGGGAGCCUAAUCCUGCUGGCAAGAAAAAGAAGUACCUCAAGGCUGCCCUAUAUGUGGGUGACUUGGAUGCAGAUGUCACAGAGGACAUGCUCUAUAAGAAGUUCAGGCCUGCUGGCCCUCUGCGAUUCACCAGAAUCUGCCGUGACCCGGUGACCCGCAGUCCCCUGGGCUAUGGCUAUGUUAACUUCCGCUUUCCAGCGGAUGCUGAGUGGGCCUUGAACACCAUGAAUUUUGACUUGAUUAAUGGCAAACCAUUCCGCCUCAUGUGGUCACAGCCUGAUGACCGAUUAAGAAAGUCUGGAGUUGGAAAUAUAUUCAUCAAAAACCUGGACAAAUCCAUAGACAAUAGGGGUCUGUUUUAUUUAUUUUCUGCUUUUGGUAACAUUCUCUCUUGUAAAGUUGUAUGUGAUGACAAUGGCUCUAAGGGUUAUGCGUAUGUGCAUUUUGACAGCCUGGCUGCUGCCAAUAGGGCUAUCUGGCACAUGAAUGGAGUACGGCUCAACAACCGCCAAGUAUAUGUUGGCAGAUUCAAAUUCCCUGAAGAGCGAGCAGCUGAAGUCAGAACCAGGGAUAGAGCAACUUUCACCAAUGUUUUUGUUAAAAACCUUGGAGAUGACAUGAAUGACGAAAAACUGAAGGAACUUUUCAGUGAAUAUGGGCAAAUUGAGAGCGUCAAGGUAGUAAGAGAUGCUAGUGGGAAAUCUAAAGGUUUUGGAUUUGUGAAAUACGAGACACACGAGGCUGCCCAAAAGGCGGUGUUAGAACUGCAUGGAAAGUCAAUGGAUGGGAAAGUGCUAUACGUAGGACGAGCACAAAAGAAAAUUGAACGCUUGGCUGAAUUACGGCGGAGGUUUGAGAGGCUGAGAUUAAAAGAAAAAAGUCGGCCUCCAGGCGUGCCUAUAUAUAUUAAGAACCUGGAUGAGAGCAUAGAUGAUGAAAAACUGAAGGAAGAAUUUUCUUCAUUUGGAUCAAUUAGCCGAGCCAAAGUGAUGAUGGAAGUGGGGCAGGGGAAAGGGUUUGGUGUGGUCUGCUUCUCCUCUUUUGAAGAGGCCACCAAAGCAGUGGAUGAGAUGAAUGGUCGCUUAGUGGGCUCCAAGGCCCUGCAUGUCACCCUGGGCCAGGUUAGGCGAAGGUGGUGAGAAUGAGAAUGUUCAAUUUUUCUCAGCUUUAGCUGAUGCUACUUAGUUUGUCUCCCUUUGUAAUAAGGGUUAUUUUGUGCCAAUUCAAAAGUGUUAUUUUUUAAGUGACUACUUUCUUUUGAAAACAAAAUGAAACUAGAUAAUCUUGUUCAUUUAAGUGAAGAACAUAAUUUCUAAUUGUAAAGUCAUUUUGUACUAUUUUUUGAUAUAAUAUCCUUAGGAAUAUGUAGAAUAAUGUUUAUUCCUCCACAUUUUUUCCUGUACAGCCAAGGUAAAAAAAAAAUUGAUUGAAUGUAUUUCCCUCUUUAUUUAUUUAAAUAAUACUAAAUUUAAUUUCUUCUGAAAAUUAUCUUAGCAUGAUCUUUCCAAAUGUAUCAUAGUAAAUAUUUCUAACUUGCUUUUUGAGAAAUCAAUAGAGCAGAAAAAAUGUAUUUAAUCCAGUUAGAAUCUGUGCAUAACUUUACUUUAAAUUAUUAUUUUAAAAUGAAUGUUCUUUUUAAAAGAUAUGGGUUUUUUUUUAAUUUAUUAUUUUCCUUUCAAAAUAUAUUGUGGGCAUAUUACAUACUUUUUAAUGCAAUAGACUACUCUUGGGAGUUGUUUUUAUUAACGUCAUGCCCUGUUUUCUUAAUCAGUACCUUAAAAAAAUAACACUUCAGGCAGUGGUUAUUUAAAGCUAAAAACCUUUUUUGAGAGAUCUGAUAGUUCAGAACACUAUGGACAAUUCUUAUCACUCACUUUUCUGGAUUCUUUAGUGCCUGUACUGAGAUUAUGUUAAAUUAACAAUAAAGGUGAGUAACUGCACAAACUUGCCUUUACUAUAGAUAAUAUUUUACCUUCAGCCUCAGUUAAAUGUCACUGUAAAAUUUAAAUAAUCUAUAGAAUGAUGUUGAGAAACUGUAUUAAAGACCAUCUAUUAAACUUGUAAUCUCUUGUAAA
Heterocephalus glaber (naked mole-rat) is the source of this 2614-nucleotide messenger RNA. RefSeq names its product poly(A) binding protein cytoplasmic 5 (gene Pabpc5). The record is from RefSeq and is a predicted model, not a curated record. Lineage: Eukaryota; Metazoa; Chordata; Mammalia; Rodentia; Bathyergidae. Gene Ontology annotation, molecular function: RNA binding.